AUGGGGCCCUUGCCACAUCUCCCAACGGAGCUAAUUGCCGGCAUUGUGACGCAACUACAUAAUAUCGAGGACUUCCUAGCCCUGCGGUCAACAUCACGCCGCCUGUACCGGGUCCUGACCCAGAACACGACCCCGCGUAUCACCCUCGACCUUCUCGCCGUUUCAGCACCCACCUUUUGCUCGCCGCAUCCGCAUUUUCUCGUUGCUGCGCUCGCUCGCCAAAUCUCGGAGUGGACUCUAGCUGAUUAUGAUGUUCGGGUCCCGCUCCUCCAAGCCGCCUUUCGCGGCGGCAUUGACUCGCUGUUUGAGUUUUGUCUGGACCAUGCGCCACGAGGGCUGUCGCUAGAUGAGAUUCGUAGAUUCUAUGAACUGCGCUUCGCCGUGAUGAACCCGCUUACCGAUGCCAUCGAUCGCAUGGCUGGUCCGCAAUGGUAUCAGACAGAGGACUUCUGGGCAGGGGGCGUGUCCGAGCCAUCUACACUAUAUACGGAACCAAGUAGGUCGGCAAUGCAGAUUCUAAUAUAUGGCGAGCUAUUUGGUCCCUCCUUUGAUUAUUUCCUGGAUAAAUCGGCUUGGGAUUCUGGACUUUCGCCGACUUUUUCCUCUCGCUCAUUUACUUCGACUUUACCCUUGUCUACUUCUGAUUUUAUGCCAUCCGAUGGCGAGAUAAACCGAACCCCCCCUGUGUUCAAAAUAGCCGACAGGCUUGAAUUCGUCAAGUAUUGCAUUCCAGACUGGCUUUGUCACUCUUGGGGUGACUUUCUGGUGGAGCCAGUAGGCCCGUACCGACUGAGACGGCGGCAGCCUGGAACAUCCAGCAUCCCCGCCGAUCAACAAGCUCUACGACAUGUCCUCACCUGCCGUCGGUGGAGACGUAUGUGGCGGGAUGGUAUGGCCAAGGUCAACAAGGAUGAUUUCUCUCCGCCACUACCAGCGUCUCGGAAAAGAAGAAGAACAAGCAUCAUUGAGAUACUGACUAGCAGUGUCAUGGAACCACCAUCACCAACAAUAAACAGUCCCGUCGAACCGAAAGCACACCAUUGGGCUGAUCAUUUUAGUUAUGUGGGCGACGAGAACCGGUCAGAUAUGCCGAACUUGUCGGCUGAAAAUUGGAGGCAGAAGUUGUAUCGUGAUGCCCUAGUAUUUCAGGGAAUUGAAGGAAUGCAGCUUGUUACACUACCUGCACAUAAAAUCAGCGAUUCGGUGCUACAAAAAGCACGCUGGAUUCGGCAGAAAAUAGCAGAGCUAGACGAACCAAUUGAGAUGACUCCCUUUGGGCGGUUAACGCCAAUGCUGGUCUCUUCGGCACCGGACCUCAGCCAGGAGCUUUGGUUAGGUAAAAGAGGGACGUGGCGUGAAUCUGUUAACAUGUGA
Talaromyces proteolyticus is the source of this 1374-nucleotide messenger RNA. RefSeq lists its product as uncharacterized. Bases 1 to 1374 code for a protein of 457 amino acids. The record is from RefSeq and is a predicted model, not a curated record. The transcript has a single exon. NCBI's taxonomy places the organism in Eukaryota, Fungi, Ascomycota, Eurotiomycetes, Eurotiales, Trichocomaceae.